AUGUUAUCAACGGCAACAAAGGAAACUGAGAAAUCGGCAACGGCAACAACAGACACUGAGAAAUCGGCAACCGCAACAACAGACACUGAGAAAUCGGCAACCGCAACAACAGACACUGAGAAAUUGGCAAAGGCAACAACAGACAUCGAUAUGUUAGUAACGGCAACAACAGACACCGAGAUGUUAGUAACGCCAAAAACAGACACUGAGAAAUUGGCAACAGCAACAACAGACACCGAUAUGUUAGUAGCGGCAACAACAGACACCGAGAUGUUAGUAACGGUAACAACAGACACUGAGAAAUUGGCAACAGCAACAACAGACACUGACAAAUCGGCAACGACAACAACAGACGCCGCGCAAUUGGCAAAGGCAACAACAGACACUGAGAAAUUGGCAACCGCAACAACCGACACUGAGAAAUUGGCAACGACAACAACAGACACCGAGCAAUUGGCAAAGACAACAACAGACACUGAGAAAUUGGCAACCGCAGCAACAGACACUGAGAAAUUGGCAACGGUAACAACAGACACUGAGAAAUUGCCAACGGCAACAACAGACACUGAGAAAUUACCAACGGUAACAACAGACACUGAAAAAUUGCCAACGGUAACAACAGACACUGAGAAAUUGGCAACGGCAACAACAGACACCGAGCAAUUGGCAACGGCAACAGCAGACACUGAGAAAUUGGCAACGGCAACAACAGACACUGAGAAAUUGGCAACGGUAACAACAGACACCGAGCGAUUGGCAAAGGCAACAACAGACACUGAGAAAUUGGCAACGGCAACAACAGACACUGAAAAAUUGGCAACAACAACAACAGACACCGAGCAAUUGGCAAAGGCAACAACAGACACUGAGAAAUUGGCAACGACAACAACAGACACUGAGAAAUUGGCAACGGUAAUAACAGACACUGAGAAAUUGGCAAAGGCAACAACCGACACUGACAAAUUGGCAACGGCAACAACAGACACUGAGAAAUUGGCAACGCCAACAACAGACACUGAGAAAUUGGCAAAGGCAACAACAGACAUCGAUAUGUUAGUAACGGCAACAACAGACACCGAGAUGUUAGUAACGCCAACAACAGACACUGAGAAAUUGGCAACAGCAACAACAGACACCGAUAUGUUAGUAGCGGCAACAACAGACACCGAGAUGUUAGUAACGGCAACAACAGACACUGGGAAAUUGGCAACAGCAACAACAGACACCGAUAUGUUAGUAGCGGCAACAACAGACACCGAGAUGUUAGUAACGGCAACAACAUACACUGAGAAAUUGUCAACGGCAACAACAGGCACUGAGAAAUUGGCAACGACAACAACAGACACCGAGCAAUUGGCAAAGGCAACAACAGACACUGAGAAAUUGGCAACCGCAACAACCGACACUGAGAAAUUGGCAACGGCAACAACAGACACUGAGAAAUUGGCAACGACAACAACAGACACUGAGAAAUUACCGACGGUAACAACAGACACUGAAAAAUUGCCAACGGUAACAACCGACACUGAGAAAUUGGCAACGGCAAAAACAGGCACUGAGAAAUUGACAACGGCAACAGCAGACAUUGAGAAAUUGGCAACCGCAACAACAGACACUGAGAAAUUGGCAACGACAACAACAGACACCGAGCAAUUGGCAAAGGCAACAACAGACAUCGAUAUGUUAGUAACGGCAACAACAGACACCGAGAUGUUAGUAACGCCAACAACAGACACUGAGAAAUUGGCAACAUCAACAACAGACACCGAUAUGUUAGUAGCGGCAACAACAGACACCGAUAUGUUAGUAACAGCAACAACAGACACCGAUAUGUUAGUAGCGGCAACAACAGACACCGAGAUGCUAGUAACGGCAACAACAGACACUGAGAAAUUGGUAACAGCAACAACAGACACCGAUAUGUUAGUAGCGGCAACAACAGACACCGAGAUGUUAGUAACGGCAACAACAGACGCUGAGAAAUUGGCAACAGCAACAACAGACACCGAUAUGUUAGUAGCGGCAACAACAGACACCGAUAUGUUAGUAACAGCAACAACAGACACUGAUAAAUUGGCAACGGCAACAACAGACACCGAUAUGUUAGUAACAGCAACAACAGACACCGAUAUGUUAGUAACAGCAACAACAGACACUGAUAAAUUGGCAACGGCAACAACAGGCACUGAGAAAUCGGCAACGGCAACAACAGGCACUGAGAAAUUGGCAACGGUAACAACAGACACUGAUAUGUUAGUAACGGCAAAAACAGACACUGACAUGUUACCAGCGGCAACAAAGGAAACUAAGAAAUUGGCAACAGCAGCGACAGACACCGAGAUGUUACUUACGGCAACAACAGACACAUUGGCAACAGUAACAAACACAUAUAUACAAGCAUUGGCAGCAACACACACAAAAACAUACAUCUGUCACAACGACAACUACGGAUACAUCGGUCACACCAACAACUACAGAUACAUCUGCCACGCCAACAACUACAAAUACAUCUGUCACACCAACAAAUACAGAUACAUCUGUCACGCCAACAACUACAUCUGUCGCACCAACAACUGA
Pecten maximus is the source of this 2577-nucleotide messenger RNA. RefSeq names its product mucin-22-like. The record is from RefSeq and is a predicted model, not a curated record. Bases 1 to 2577 code for a protein of 858 amino acids. Gene Ontology annotation, cellular component: plasma membrane. The transcript is spliced from 2 exons. Gene Ontology annotation, biological process: hemopoiesis; leukocyte tethering or rolling. NCBI's taxonomy places the organism in Eukaryota, Metazoa, Mollusca, Bivalvia, Pectinida, Pectinidae.